CUCCAACAGGCAAGAGGCACCUUGUUUCAUUUAUGAGAACCUAAAGGCCAAGUCCUAUUUGAAGGGACUCCACACAGUAGAUCAACGCAGAGUUGUGCCAAUAUGAAAGGACACAGCUGAGGACAUUUAUUGUACACUGUACACACAUUUACUAUCUGUCUUCAGUGACUACAGCCCUGCUACAGGUUGAUCUAGUGGUGUGGUUGGAGACUACAUGGCUUCAGGGGGAGCAGAGGAAGAUGAUGGAGGCAUUCCAUUGGACAUUGACAACGUGCACAUGCUUCUCCAAGUGGAACAUGAACAGAUUCAGAAAAGGACAUUCACCAACUGGAUAAAUGCUCAACUCGCUAAGAGGUGCCCUCCCUCCUUUGUGUCAGACCUCUUUUCUGACAUAAGAAAUGGGUCACAACUGCUCGACCUGUUGGAAGUGAUGACUGGCCAACCUAUGAAACGACAAAGAGGCCGUGGGAUUUUCCAGCAGAGGGCCAACAUUGAGACAGCACUGAACUUUCUCAAGAGAAAAUCUAUCAAAUUGGUGAACAUAAACAUCUCAGAUAUUAUAGAUGGACGGCCCUCCAUCAUCCUCGGACUCAUAUGGACCAUCAUCCUCCACUGUCAUAUUGAGGAGCUGGCCAACACUCUCUCCUUCAGCUCUUGUCAUUCCUCCCUCGACUCUCUGGCCAGCCUGGACUCCUGGUCUGGCAGCCCAGUCCCAGCUAGUCCGGUCCCUGCAGGCCGGACAUCGCCUCUCCACAGACGCUUCCGAAUAUCUGCCAAGAAGGCCCUGCUCAUGUGGGUCAGGGACCAAUGCCAAAGGGUUGGUUACUCUGUCAGUAUGAAGGAUUUUAAAUCGAGCUGGAGAAGUGGAGAGGCUUUCUUGGCAAUCCUGUGUUCUCUCAGGCCGCAGUUGGUUGAUCUCUCACUGGUCCAGUCCAGAAGUAACCAGGAGAACCUGGAAGAGGCGUUUCACCUGGCUGAGAGGGAGCUCCACAUCCCCCGCCUGCUGGAUCCCCAAGAUGUUGAUGUUAAAGACCCAGAUGAGAAGUCCAUUAUGACUUAUGUGGCCCAGUUUCUGCAGUACUCCAAUGACAUGCCAGCACCUGAUGACCAUCUGCAGCUGUUUCCUCUGGUCCAGCCCACUUUUCUCUCACCUGUGAACUUGCCUGCUCACUUCACUCCAGCAAUUGCUGUUUCACCCUUACAUCAGGUCUCUCCAAGUGAGCGAGCACUAGAGGUGACUUGCUGGCUACAGCAAGCCUACCAGGAACUGUCAGAGGCAUGGACGGCUGCAGAGAAAUCGAGCUUUGCAGAAAAAUAUCAGGUGUUUCAGAACCUCGCUGACUCCUUCACUGAGCAAAGGAGACCAGUGAUGACCCUCCUUGCUGCCAUAAGACGCUGUCCUGAGCUGAGCCAAGAGCAGUGUGCUCUCAGGACAGCGUGGGAUCAUCUGGAAGAGGAGCUGCAGAGACGUAAAGCAGACCUGGACUCGAGUUUUCCUCCUCCUCUGGACUCAGUUGUUGUGUGGCUGCAGCGUGCGGAAGCAGCGCUAACAGAAGAUGGAAGAGGAGUGAAAGAUCAUGCAGAUGCUGCUAAAGAAGCAAGAGCUCAGCAAGACACAUUAAAGACUUUAAUAAAGGAGAUGAGCCACCACGUCAAUAUCCUUGACACCUAUCACAACAUGGAUGAGUCAGGGAACGUAGUGGUGCCUCUUGAAAAGUUUGAUGAGAUAAAAAGACGUUUAACCAAUAUCCGAGUCACAGCCAAAUAUCAGGGGAUCAAGUUGGAAUACCAGGAAUCCCGUCAUACUGUACUGGAUCUCCUGGGCCGCAUCAAUGCUAAGCUUCUGACCUGGAAAGCUCCCUACAGUUCCCAGGAUACAGUACAUGUGCUUCUGCAGGACUGGCAUGAAACAGUGGAGCGCCAAGGCCAGCUUUUGAUUGUGAUGGACGCUCUCCAAAACCUGAAGGAGAAGGCGAAUGCUUACACCAGCAAGGCAGCGCUAGGUCAAGAUUGCCAGCUUGUUACUCGUCAGGUGAAGGAAGCAGAAAGAGAAGCUGAAUUGGUCACACAGGCUGUGACGGCUGUGAGAGGGACAAUGGAGAGAGUGGUGUCUGCGUGGGAGACUUACAGCAACUGCCUUACUUCUCUUCAGACGUGGCUGGCACAGAAGAUACAUUCGCAGACUCCUGCUGUGGGGACGCAGGAAAUGAGUGAGUGGACAUCAUGUCAGGCUAAGUUAAAUGAGGUGGGAAAUUUGCUCAUUGAAGUGACAGAAUCUUCAAUCAGCCUCGCUCUGGCCGAGCAACUCAGCAAGGUCAACAUGCAGUGGGCUGAAUGCAUGAAGAGGACAAUGUUUGAAGUAUCAUCGGAGCCCAGUGUCCAUCCGCUGUGUCUUCAAAUGGUGAAUUCACUGACCCAGGAGGCAAGCUGGCUACUGAGGCAGCCACUGGAGGUGGCCUCAGUCCCACUGAAGGCUAACAGACAGAAGCUACAGCUACUGAGUAAAAAGAUGGCUGAGGUGGACCUUUCAUCUCUCAGUUCAUCCCCAGACUUUCAAACAAGCCACAUAGAGAACCUCCAGCAAACCCUCCCACAGAUGCUUGCUGAAGCAGAGAGGACCUGUGGAGAGCUACAGCGGGCUGCGUCCAGGCUGGAGGGCCGUCUGGCUGAGCUUGACCACUGGAGCACAGAGGCCCUGGACUGCCACCAGCACCUAAAGGAGAAAAAGCACAGAGGACGCUCUGCUUUGGAACCUAUGGCCAAAGUGCUGAUCUCUCGAGGAUUGCAGCUGGAGAACCAGGUUGUAACUGAGGGACAGGAUCUGCAGGACCUUGUGGCACGAGUACAGAAAACCUCUCCUCUGCUGCACCUCAGUACCUCUGACAUGCAGGACCGGAUCUCAGAGGCAGUCUCCCACUGCCAAGAGAUUCUUGGAAUGUUUAGUUCCCCUGGGUUUCUGCAGCAUGUUGAAACAGCCCAUCAGACACAGAGGCAGUCAGAGGCAGGGUUAUUUGUUGUGGCCAGAACCAAACAUGUAGAUCAGAUUGGGAAUUUUGUGCUGCAAACCCAGGUCCCAAAUCAGGUUUCACCUGAGAUUCCAUCUCAGACGCCUCAAUCCAGGACAAGAGGUCUCCAGGGUUGGCCUAAAAAGCAGCACAUGAACACACAGGAUGAACCAACCAUUGUUAUACCCCAUGUCCAAAUCCAAAUGCUGCCUCAGCCUUUGAGGGAACCUCUUGCUCAAACUGUAAAAGGAGCUGAAUUUUCAAAAUCCCAUGCUCAAACUUCAAGUCUGAGUCUAACUGCUCUGACCCAAGCUCCUGUUGGACCAAAGUACCCAAAAAGUCCAGUACCAGAGGAAAAGGAAAGCUCAUCCCCCUCACAAACUCACACAUCGAAACCCAGAGUAAGACAGCAACCAAACACUCUACAGAGUAAUAAAACAUCUCCACAGCCACCGGUUAUGGUCCACAGUGAAGUUCAUUCGAAGGCCCAGUCAAUGGCGAGGAGUAGACUGGAGAAGGCCAGGUUUCAUCUGCAAGGACGCAUCCAGCAAGCCAUCAAGUUAUUUGGUGGCAAAGAGAUUUCAGAGUCACAAGCCAAGAGGAAACAGAGAGCUUUAAAGAUUCUGCAGCCUGCCAUCCUCAAAGAGUUCCUGGAUGCAGUGGAGGGUUAUGGGGCCUUUUGCACUGGGCCCCAACUCCAGGAUUUGAUGCUCCUCUAUGACUCAGUCAGAAAGCAGUGGGAGGAUGUACGCAGAGAAAUGGCCACCUUUGUUCCCAUCUUAUGGGCUAAGAUCAGAGAUGGAAAGCAGUCAUUUUCUGUUGUUCAAAGUGAAACACAAACUAACGCUCUGCAUGAAGCCACUGACCAGACUGACCUUGACUCUUUGCUGCAGAAACAGGCCGUCAUGGAUGGAGCUGCAUCUGUCGAGGAAGAGGUUGAAUCACUUGAAGAGAUGUGUGAAACACUAACACCAAGAAAAUCCUCCUGCCUAGCAACAGACCAACUGAGGGAGUCAGAUGAAGCAAGGGAAACACAACCCAGUGACACAAUGUUCCCAUCUGACUGCAGGGGACGGCAGCUCCGGGGAAACAUCCCGCUGAGAGCGACAGACAUGUCGGCCGACACACAGCAGAGCAACAAUCUCCCACAGAAACAAAGCGUGGACAGCCCACAACUUGACCUCUCACCUGUGGGUAGUGCUGUGUCAGUGCAACCUCUGCAAACUCAAGAUGUCCCAACAGAGAGUGAGGAUGACCUGGCACAACGUAGACGCUGUGGGUCAGGGAAAAAUCGAAAGUCCUCACUUCGAGCCAAAGAGCAGCCACUGAAAGCUCGUCUACUACACAUCACAGAGAGCAAGCAGCAAACCCAAACUCAUAUACAGGCGGUUGUCAGGGGCAACACUGUGGAGACCAAGCAGGAGGCAGAGUGGACCGUCAUCCCAGAGACAGUCAGCCCACCACAGGAAGAGGACUCCUCAGAACAGGAAGUACUGGAAAGGUACAGAAAGUCCUGCUUGGUAUUUCAGUCUGAACUCGAGAAGAACAAGCAACAUUUAGAGGAGUUUAUCACAGACCAAGUCACCAUUUCCACCCUGCAGAACCAAAAGAAGCAACUACAGACUUUGAAACAGGAGUCAGAGGCAUUAUGGUUUGAGAUUGAGCUCCAGUAUGCCCAGCUAUCCCACUUGUCCCAUCUGAUGACCAGGGAAGAUAAGGGUAAAGUGGAAAGAGACUGGGAGCAGCUGAGUCAGCAGUGGAGAGGCCAACAAAUGUGCCUACAGAGCAGGAUGGCAUUUCUAGAGAAUACUGCAGACCUGAUGGAGUCUGCAGAUGAUCAGAUGGCACUGAUCACAGAAAAACUGGACCUGAUCAUCAGAGAGUCUGUGGACAUCUCCUCCUUCACCUUGGCUGAUCCUAGACUGGUAUCUGAUUUAAAGGAGAUGGACGAUAGACUGCAGUCUGAAAUGAGAAACCUAUCAGAACGAGGCAUUGAAGAGGAAACACAAGGGCCGGACGCCACAUCCCCUUCAUCCCUCUGCCAGGCUCUCCACAACAGUGUCCAUCAUCUCGAGCAGCUCAGACAGCGGCUGGAGAAGGUUCAAUCAGCUGCCCAGGCCCUGGAUCACUUCCUGGCCACAGUGAGGGAAGUCAAGGCCGAAAUCCCAACCCUGCUGGCAAACCAGGACCCCAGCAGACAGCAAAAUGAGGCAGACUGGGAGCAGGAGAGACACUCUUGGCAGGCAGCAAUGCAGCAGAAGUUGCAGACUGCUGCGGAACAAUCUGAUAGUGCUCACAGCACUUUAAAGGCAGUGGGGAUGACGCUGACCAUGGAUGGUCCAACAGUGACGUGCCAGGAUGUGGUGACAUCAUUGUCCCAGCAAGCUGCAGACGUGGAGAAAGAGCUGAUGAGAGCCAGGAAAAGGGAGAGAAAAGAUGAGCUAUUUCCAAUGGGAAAGGAGCAAAUCAAGAAAAAUGAAGAGUUGAAUCCUACAGAGAUACGUCAGAUAAAGACUGGGGAUGAUUCACUACAGCAGGGGGGAGCACAGGACCAGGAGCAUCCCUCUCCAAGUAGGAUGGAAGAGGAGUCAGGGUUGGAGGCUAAAAGCAGUAGGCUGGAAGGAGAUAAUGAUACAAAGAAACAAAGGGAGGAAGAGCACAAGGCUCAAACAUGGAAGUCUGAAGGGGAGAGAAGAAGAAGCAGCAGGCAGGUUAAGAAAGAGGGAGAAGAGAAGGAGAGUUUGGUCCAGAGGACAGUUGCCUUGUUAGGCGCCCUGAGGGAGAUGAGGGGAGUAGCUGAGCAGUUGGGGUUACAAGAGCCCACCCUGCCUGCUCUGCAACAAAGGACACGUGCCUUGACAGAGCUGGAAAGUCGACUUGCUGCCCACCUCACUGAGCUGCAAUACAUACAAGAUGCAUCUUCACAAUCACGAAUCCCUGAUGUGAGUCAAACCAGAGAGGUGGAGGAUGUCUGGGAGGAGACAGCAAAAGCUGUAACUGAGCGGCUGGAGCAGUGUAAUGUCCUAACAGAGCUGCUGAAGAAGUUUCAAAGCAUUCGUGGUGAGCUGAGUGGGACACUGCAGAGGGCAGAAAGCACCAUCAGUGAACAAGCCUCCUACAUGGGGAAAGACAACCUGCAGAGACUGCACACUAAGGUCCAGGAAACAAAAGCAGAACUGAAUGGCCUUGGGGACGGCAUAGAGGAGGUCCGCAGUGUCUGCAGGCAGCUUCACACUCAUCUACGUCACAUUUCAGAAUGCACCAUCAUCCCAUUUGAGGGUGAAGCGGAUGCUCUUAUGGACCGCUGGCUGGAUAUAUCAGAAAGAACAGAUUCCCACCUUGAGAACGUACACCUUGGUCUGACUCUGUGGGAUGGUGUCCUCCAGCUGGGAGCAGAGGUGGAGAGCUGGACCGCCAAUAAACUAGCAGUAUUUGCUCAGUCUCCGUCCUUUCAGACAGAUGAAGACAUCAGGUCCUUGCAGAAUGAGAUUGUGGCCCAAGAAAAGAAUAUGGAGCGUUUCCACCGAAGAGCUACUGAGAUUCAGGCACUGCUGCAAAGAGCAGAGCCCCCUCUGGAGCUGCAGGUUGUCGAGACCCAAAUGAAGAAAAAGAUAGAGCAGCUGAAGGAGCUUGUUUCUGAAGCUGAGGAUAUUCACAAGCAGAUGGUGGCUGCUAAGAGACAAAUUACUGCCAGGAUGGCUGAAUGCUUCAACUCCCUCCAGAAGAUUCAGGUCUCCCUCUCCACUCUCAGUGGUUCAGAUGUUGCAACAGUCCUUGCAAAACUUAAAGAUCUAUUUUGUGAGCUCCAGACCCAGGAUGAGCAGGCAGAGAGUCUGCUGGAGGAUCUGCAUGUUAUGGCCUCCAUAGCGAAUUCACCCAGCCUACAGAGUCUGGCCGUGGACGGGAUUCGGCUGCAGGAUAAAGUCAGAAUUACCCAUCAGCUCUUCUCUGAGGUGGAAGAACAGACUGAGAGGAAUAGCCUGGCUCUCAACAGGCUGCAAAGGGAGAGCGAGCAUUUGGAACAAUGGUUGCAAGCCCUUGAGGGAAAAGCAGCGAAGGAGGAGGAUCAUUGUCUCCUGCAAGAGGAAGCACUUCAACAAAGGGUGAGGACAGAGGCCCUCAAUCAGCUUGUGUCAUCCUUACAAAGCAGCACACUUCAGCAGUCUGCUCUGGUGGAAGAGAGUAGCAAACUGCUGGAACGUUGCCACAACGUUCAAACCAACAUACUGUGUGAUUUCACGGAGAAGCAGAGAUCUCUGAGCAGGGACACUGAGGUGUUUGAGACUCUUGCAAAGUCCACUCAGUCCUGGGUUAGAGAUCUGAGACAAACUGCUGACUCUCCACUCGCUGAAAACCUCGGUAUCCAGAGCCCGGUAGAGCAGAGACUUCACCGUGCUCAAGCUGUGGUAAGUGCAAAGGCAGAGGGUGAGGCUCGCCUUGAAGAACUCAGAGUUACUGGAACUUGUCUGGGCCACAGAUUGUGUGAUGGAGACGACCUGAAACAGGACAUUCAGGAAACCAUUCAGAAAACGGAGGAGCAGUGGAGGGACCUUCUCCAGUCAGUUCAGCCUCAUCACGGCCUGGCUGAACAGAGGAGGGAACUGGCUGAACAAAGCAGUGACACCAUCGGGAAAGAUUCCUCCUCGGCUGAGCUGGAGACCUGCUGGUCAUCACUGAAGGCGGAGCCAAAGGGUGUGUGUUCCCACCUCGGGGAAGGUGUGUGUAAUGAGGAACAUUUUAGCCAGUUGCUGCAGGACUGCCACCAUAAAUUGACAUCCCUGCAGGAAAGAAUGUCAGCCUGUCAAGCCCAGAAAGACAGCUCAGCAGGACUGAUCACUGAUGUGCCAGCUCUGGAGGCUUUGCUACAAGAAGUAACAGACAUAGACCUUUUACAAAUUGUAACAUUUAAGGACUAUAUCAUAGCCAGUUCCACAGCCGAGGCCCAGGCCAGCAUCUCCCAGCAAGUCAGCAACCUCCAAAACCACCAGAGGGCACUAGACAGUAGCAUCAGAGAAAGUCUGGCACUGCUCACAGAGUACAGCAACCAGACAGUUCAGCAAGUGAAGGACAAGGUCUCGUGUGUACAGACAGCCCUGAAAGACCUGGCUGAACAUUUUGGAAAUCUGUGUGAGAACCGUGAUGUGUUGCCUGAUAUCAGCCAGCUCAAACAACAGUGGUACACAAUACAGGAUUGUGAUACCAGGCUGACAGAGUUGGCUGCAAAAGUUUACGACCUGCAGAAGACUGGAGAGUCGAGCAUCACACAAGAAACGCUUCCUACAGGGGUCAUUUUGACUGUUGAUGCAGUUGCUAAAGAUCUUGACAGCUUUAGGUCCAUUUUUCUACAAAAGAAGCAGGAGUGUGCCGAAAACACUGCUAACAGGGUGAGGCAGGUCAUCAGCCAGCUGCAGAAGUGGAGCAAAACAGUACAUGCUGAACCAUCAUCACCCAGCCAGGCAGCUUUGGAUGAGGGUUUGUGGCUUCACCAAGCUCUUCGUGAAGUGCUCUCAGAACGAGAUUUUCUUCUAAACUGUCUGGGAAGAAAAGAGACAACACAACUGGAAAAAAGUGCUUCAGAUGCUCUCAGUGAAAGCACACCUGCACUUGAAACUUUAUCUAGAUGCCUGGUUUCCCAGGUCAGUCAAGGUCACUGUGAAGUGGAAUGGGACAAAGAAUUGUCAAGCAGAGUUGUUGAAGAAACUUUUAGAAGUGAAAGUGAUGCAUCAUAUUUAGCUUCACCUGAUGAAACUCUGGCCUUGUGUCGUCCCACUUUCCCUUCUGCAACAGACAACAAGGAAAACUCUGAAAGUGAUCAGAACGAUAAAAUUAAAACCAAAGGCACUUUGGAAACAGCCAAAGAAGAUGCCUUUGUCCCUAAUCGGUUUCCAUGUGCAGAAAUCCCAGAUGCUUUCAAAUCAAAAACCCAACAAGAAUCACAACAGUUAACAUCAACUCCACCAAAAAUAAACUUGAAGACUUGUCUCGGGCCAAAAGAUGAUACUGGAAAAUUGAACACUGAUAGCAGUCCUUUAAGCAGUGGGCACAGGACACUUUCUGGAAAUAACGCAGUACUUUUAAUGCCAGACUCGCUUCCUACUCUCAACAAGAGUUUAAUAGCUCGGCAAGAGAACACUGAACCAUUGCAGGAAGACGCUACCUCAACCCAGGACUCAAAAUUGUCAGCUAUAGGCACAGACAAUGCCAAAGAAAUCAAUUCACCACACUGUGUCACAUCCCCGGUUGGAUCCCCAGCGACAAAGCCAGACAACUUCUCCCUUUCUGCCCCUGAAAAUGUGUCUGAACAUCUAGCAACACAAUCAGAGACAUUUAAAGCAGUUACAGAUGCUCAAGAGCAAGAGAAUCACUCUGAGGAAAUCAGUGUAACCCCAAAGAAAGUGUUUUCAAUAAUGGAGCCACACAACAUACAGAACAAUGAAAAUGUUGGUUCAGAUGCACUCAGUUUUUCUCAGGGAGCAGUGCUGUGUGAUGCAAAGCUUACAGAUGUUUCAAGUAUAGGAUUUCCUGAGAUUAAAUCUGGACUCUUUACAACAUUAAUCAGUCCCGAAUCAGACAAAACAGACUUGAAAAUCCUUCAUCUAGCAGCACAAUCAGGGGCAUUUAAGGCAAUUACUGAUGCUCAAAAAAAGGAGAAAUGCCGUGAGGUGUUUACAGUGAUGUUGGACGUGGAGCCGCCUGAGUUCCAGCCACAGGACAUGCAGCAAAGGGAAAAUGUUGGAACCAGCAGUCCAGAUGCACUCAGAUGUUCACAGGGAGCAGAGCUUUGUGAUGCAAAGCUUACACAAGUUUCAAGUAUAGAAUCUCCUGAGAAGAAAUCUGGACUCUUUAAAACAUUAAUCAGUCCUGAAUCAGAUGAAACAGACUUGAAAAUCCAUUAUUUAAAGAGUCUUGCAUUAAACGAGUCUCAAGUGGCAGACUCACUGCCAGAAAACCCCUUGGCGGUUGUAAGUACAGAAUUGGAGGAGGUAAAAUCUACAAGUGCCAAAUUAUCAUGCAAAGAAAACUCAGAGGCCCAUGAAUUUAAUGAGGUGUUGAAUUCCUCCAAAUCAUGUGGCAGUGUUGCGGAGUGUCAGCUCACUGGUACAGAAGCAGCAUUUCUGGUUGUUAAACAAGAGGAAAAGACAGAUUUCUGUCAAACUGAAGAGCAAACAAUGAGCUCAGUCUUGUGCACUGUGGAGAGAGAUGCCUUAACUGAAACACAAAUACCUGCUGGUGCCAAUAAACAGCUGACUGUUGCUGACAUUGCACAGAGUACAGGUACAGAACAUUUGGAAAUGGCAGAGGGGGAAAACACAGAAGAAGCAAAUGACCCUGAACACCCGGAGUCCAAACUUUCAAAAGUGCCAGAAAGACGAGACAAAGCUAUGCUGCCAAUUGAAGAAAGUGAAUUGAAGGUACCUGCAUCGCUGGAGUACACAGAGGUGACACAGGGACAGCCUCAGAUCCAAGAAAGCAUGGAGCCUGAGAGGACGGCGUCAGGCUUGGCAGCUGAUCUGCAGGCCGGGGAGACGGCAGGUGGAUCACCAGAAUCCUACAAGCACAAGUCCACCAUGCAGGAUAUUUUGUCUGAGAUCCAGAACUUGGUGGAAAGAAGUAAUAUAAUAAACCGGACACCACAUAUUGAUUUGAAUUGGUACCUGAAGUCAUCUCCUGGUGAACCAGAGAUUCGAUUGGUACGAACUGUACAAAAAGUUCUGGUAUGUCGCUAUCAACCAGCACAACUUGAUGUCACUGCAAUGGUCAAACAACUGCAGGAGGCAGAAGAUUACAGGCGCUAUGUGCAGGAGCAAGUGGUUACUAUGAAAAGCAUGAGUGCUGCCAGGAUUUGUGACCCAGAUGCCUUAAAAAGUGCUGAAGGACAGUGCAGUGCUGCACUGCUGGAUGCCUCUGCCACAGUGCAGGUCAAAGCAGCACAGCUGGAUCAGGUCAAACAGUAUCACAAACAGAUGAAGCUCACCAGAGCUUUCCUGGAAGUUCUAGCUGUUGAGAAGGACAAAAUGAGCUUAAAUACUUUGGGAAGCAGUGCCAUUCAAGCUGACAAACUCCAUGCCCUGCUGCAAACCAUGGUACAGAAAAAAGACAUGAUGGAAGAGCUCCUCCAGUUAAGUAGCCAAUUGUCAGUCCAGUUGAGCGAUGCUGAAAGUUCAGGUGCUCUUCUUGCCCAGCUUGGAGAUGUCCAGGAGGAAUGGAGGCUUUUAGAAGGAAGUAUCAAAAGAGCUCUGCAGCAUGCCUCAAGCUCCACCUCUCAAUCCUCUCUACUAAUAAAAGAGGCCGAACAGCUUAAAGCCAAGCUUGAAGCCCUUCAGACAUCCAACUUUCAAAGCCAUGACAGCAAAAGCGCUUUAGAAUUUGUUUGUCUGACCACAGACCUAAAACUGUACAACCAGCUUUAUCUGCACUUACAAUCCCAGUCAGAUGCUCUUGUUCAUUUCUCUCUGGGUCAAAAAGAGAAGGAUGAGAUCAAAUGUAGUCUUCAGGAACUUGGGUCCUUGCUAAAUGUCACCAAGAGCAAGCUUAACACUUCCAAAUACAGCAGUGGCGGCAUUUCUUCAACUAAGAUCAACAAGCAAUUACAAGACUUGAUGAUGUGGGCCAAGCAGGCGGAAAACCACAUCUCUAUUGUGAAAAAGUUAGCUCUUUUCCCAGAGGAGGCUCGUAUUCAGAUUGUUGAGAUGAAGAAAUUUCAGACUGAUAUUUGGUUAAGAAGGUCCAAGAUGCAAGUAGAAGUGGAGCAGAUGAAAAAUGUAGCUUCUGAUAUGGAAAAGGAGGAAAGUGACCAAGUACUGAAGACAAUAGAAGAUCUGUAUGAAGCCAUUGCUGACAGCUUGGAUCAUGUUCUUGGCACAAUGAAAACAAAUCUGCAGGAGAGGGAGAAAUUGUUAUGCCAGCUUGCUAGCAUGGAUGCCUGGUUAGCAGAAACACAUGCUAAAAGAGACCCCUGCACCCAUGUUGACAAUGUUUCAAAAGCUGACAUCAGAAAGCUGGAGAGCGAGCUGAAAAGUCACAAAUUAGCCACAGUGGAGAUAGAAAGCCAGCUAAAGCUGGUGGAAGCAAUGGUAGAAGGUUGCAGGGAAAUAGCCGUAGGGUUGAGUCCAGGAGAGAGCCGCUACCUUGUCAACAGACUGUCAGGCCUUUGGACAGAAUUAGAUGGAUUGCUAGCUCAUGAGAAAGCAACCAGCUGGGAAUUGGAGGAGCUGAUUCAUGAGCAAACCUCUUCUGAUGAGGAGUUAUCAACCAUCCAGGCUAGUUUACAGCAAAUUUCCAUUGAUUUGGCGCAGCUGAGGUUCCCUUUAACACAGGAAACCCUUUCAACAAUUGCACAUUUGAAGCACAUGCUAAUGGAGCAUCAGUGUCAAGUACAAGAGCUUCAGCACUGCCAGGAGGCCAAGCGAAGCUCCCUGCUGUGCACCAUUGGGGAACUACAAGACCAGUGCAAAGCACUUAGUAUUAAUGUCUUUGAGCAAGACAAAUAUCUUCACCUUAGGAGACAAAUGGAGGAAUCUAGGGACAUUGCCAAAGAGCAAAUCCAACAUGCCAAAGAUAAAACGAUCAGUGUGGGUGAGAGGUUCAGACUAUGCCAAACACUUUUGGUUGAACUUCCUUUGGUGAAGACACAGUGUCAAGAAGCAGCAGACCAAUUGGAGGCCAUAGCUCAGGACUUGUACCCAUCUGAGCUUAAUUCAGAGAGGCAGAGGAUUCAGAGCACUGUGGAAACUUUAGUCUCCUUGGAGUAUUCUGUCACAGAUGAUAUCAAAAACCUAGAGGCCAAGCUUCUGCUAGGUCUGUGUUUUUCCGCCGAGCUUCCUGCCUUAAUAGAGCUUUUCCAAAGAACAAGAGAGGAGCUGGAGGGAGCCGAACCAGUAAAUCCAGAUGAAAAAGCCAUAGAUAUUGCACUACGAAGGUAUUGGGUUAUUUGGAGAAAUAUGGAGUCUGGGAUGAGGGUGCUGGAAGGUCUGGGACGGAAAGAAAAAAUUAACCUGAAGAACUACAAGGACCUGUACUCUCUUAAGGAUGCAACCAUGCAAGAGUGCCAUUUACGAAUGGAGAGUUCAUCCCAGGCUAGAGAAUCCUUGAAAGAUUACCAGUGGGCUGCUCAGGGAGCAAUACGCUUCCUCCAUAAUGCUGAAGCCACCUUCUUAUCAGCUCCUGGAGGGUUUUUGGACUGUACUGAGGAACAGAAACAGACUCAUCAGGCUCUAGAAGCUCUUGAAGAUGGAUUUCAGGCUCACAUCUGCCACCUUGUGGAACUGGUGCCCCAACAACCCUUCCUGUCCCGCCCAAAGACUGAGCAGCUCCACAUCAGCAUCCUCAGUCAGUUGUUGGUGGGAAGAGCCAUACUGGAGGCCCAAGCCCAGCUCAGGCUGGAGACCUUGCAGAGGUGUGAAAUAAGACAACAAAGCCACAGGAAGUGUCAUGAAGACAUACGACAACAUCUUUCAGGACUUGAAGCAAAGCUUUCAGAAUGUGCUGCAGAACAAGUGACCUCAUAUGACAAAUGUGUUGCCCAACAAAAAAGAGCUAAGCUUGUGAUGGAAGAGCUUCGCAGCCUCGCUGAUAAGAUCGAAGAACUGAGAGCUGGAUGUCCAACUCAGGGCUGUGGGAUUGGAAAGGACGGUGAGCUGGGCGCCCUCUGGAGGCGCUGGGUAUCAUUACGACGUGGCAUUGGCCUCCUGAUGGCACACAUAGAACAGAGAGGAGAGGAAUGGAAGGACAUCACUACAAGUAUGGAGCAGUGUUGCAGCUUUUUGGCCAGUCUUCAGGCUGAGGUCCCCGACUCCUCCACCAUGAGCUUCACUCAAGAGGAACCCCAGGAGCUUCUGGCUCAGGCUGAGAUGCACCAGGCUGGGCUGGAACAGGAGCAGCAGGCCUUAGCCUCCCUGGAGCACCGACUGGAGCAUGCCCUGAGCUUAUCUAGUUCCCAGGAUCCCAUCAGCCCUGGACCUAUUGGCAAAACACUAGUGAAGAUCCAAGAGAAUGUCAGGAGCUUGAAAGAGAGAAACCUGCUGGUGGUAGCUGCAGUCCAGGCAGAGGAGAAAGAGAGACAGCAAGUCCAAGAGGAGAUAGGAGAGGUGGAGCAACACAUGUUCGCCAUUCUUUCCUCACUGGAAGCCUGUUCAAAUCCAUACAAACAACAGGAGCUCAGUAAGGAUUUGUCCUCCCAGAAGGCCAAACUAAAGUGUAUUGUGGACGGUGUGCAGAGCCAGUAUGCUGAGAUACCAGCUGAUAUCAGCAGACGGUUACAAGAAGUUCAGCUGUCUCUACAAAGAGAAGAGAAGAAGCUCAUAGAUAAGAGCAAUCCAGUUCGGAAGCUGGCUAGUCAAGUGGUGGAGUUGGGUUCUGGCCUAGGGAAAGUGAAAGCGUUACUGGAGCAAAGGAGUCCAACAGUCAAUGAAGCUCAAAAUGUUCUCAAGCAUGUGUGGGAUGAGCUGGAUGCAUGGCACAGCCGCUUGAUGCUACUGGAGAACGAGGUGCAGGAUCUUGCAGAGGAGCAUCCAGAUCAAGCCCACCUACUCAUGGACCAACUCACCCAACCACUGCAGCUCUACCAAAACACAGCACAGAUGGCCGAGGGACGCACCGCCUUCCUCAGCAAGAUUCCUGCCUGUCUUCAGGAGUUUGAAGACAUUCUGUACAGCGCCACGUGCUGGUUAGAUGAGGCCCAGUCAUGGCUCAGUGCUCCCUGCUCAUUCACAACAGCCAGAAGCCUCCAGAAUCAUGCAAACGCCCUGCAGCUGGUACUGGACGAUUCUGAGAGGAUCAGACACACCCUGCAGGACUUCAGGCCAGUCCUGGAUGAGAUUUCUGCUGUGUGUGACAUGAGCACCAAGGAGGAGAGGCUGGACCAGAAUGACCAUCAAGUACACAAAAUGCAACGCAAGAUCCUAGAGCCACUGGAGCAGCUCCAGCAGGCUGUCGCAGUGAUGGAGACAAUAGAGGUGGAGCUGAAGACCAUGGAGAAGAAUGUCCCGAAGAUCAGAGAGAUUUUAUCCUCCAUGGACAACUCCAACAUAACUCUGACGGAGCAUCUUCACAACCGACAGGUGAUUCUGGCCAACGUGCAGUCGAUGCGGAAGACAUUGGAGGAGAUAGAGAGAUGCAAAGGAGAGCUUCACCUCCCACAGGGAACAGAGGAGAGCCUGCUGGUAUUCUCCAGAGCCAGACUGCUCCUGCAGCCGCUCGAGGAGCUGGAACAACUCACCCAGCAACAAGCCACGCUGCUGGAGAACAAGAUUAGGGAGGAGGAUCUUUGCAUCGCCACAGUCUCUUAUAUUCCUGAAGAAAUACAGGAGCUAGACAAAUCUCCACAAAGGCACUUAGUCCAGGAGUCUUUUGAUGUGUCUAAUUCAGAGGAAGAGGAGGAUGAGGAAAACGAGAGUUGUCACUCGUCGUCCUCUGACACACUAACAUGCAGUAUUCCAGAGGACCCAGAGGGGACACUCAACGCUUCAGAUGUGCAAAGUGAGGAUACUGAUGAAAUUAAGCCACUAUCAGAAGUUGAGGCACUGGAGAGUUUGACUGGUCAGUUUUCUUCUGAAGUGGAGAUGAGCUCAAAAGGUGCUGAAACUGGGUUUUUAUCUGUGAAGUCUGGGCUUGAUACAAAAGAGUCUGGGUCAGAAAAUGUUGAAAGUGUAUUAAGAACAAUGGAUUGCAAAGCUGAUGUUGGCAAAGCAUUCAGCCCUGAAACUGAGUCACUAAUCGCUGGAGCCAUUCCAGCAGUCGAAGACGGGUUUACUGCUGCCACUGCUGCACUGGACCAACAUGGGUCACCAAAACAUGAAACCCCCGUCACCGACCCUCAUUCAAAGUCCCUUCAGGCAGCAGCUGCAGUUGAAGACACAAGACUGAUUCCUGCAAGACCUAUAACUCCAUUCACUUCCACCAGAGCAUCAGAUGAGUUUAUAGAGGAGGGAGACAAAGAUCUGUCUUUGUCCACAGCUCCCCAUCAAAAUCUGGAGCAAAGUGAAAUCAGCAACAGUCGUCGUAGUUUGGCGGAAGAACCCCAGUCCUCUGAGGUGCCGACCAGCUUGGCUGAACAUGAAGAAGAUGACGAGGAGCAGCUAAGGUGGGGACGACUUUAUACCCAGAUCUCUCAAAAACUGACCACUUUGAAAAAAGUCAAGGAGGAACAUGAAACCCUGAUCAGCUCAGAGGAUGGAGGGACCCAUGAAAAGGUUCCAGAAAGGGAGCUGAUAUCAACCGGGUCUGCUUCUGCUGUUCUCCAGCGGACACAUGAGUCCAUCACCAUGCUGAGACACAUAGUGAGCUCUGCAGAAGGCUCACAUCCCGAUGGAAAUGAGGAGUUGUACGAGGCUGUACGGAGGGUCCUCCUCUGUCUGGACACUUUGACUGACCUUCUGUUGACUCCUGGUGGUGCUGGCGAAGAUGACCCCCAGCUGAGGCUGCUACAGCAGGAGUGCGUAUCAACUGAGCUGGUGACUCUGGCUGAGCUGUUGAGUAAAAUGGAGUCAGAGACCAGACCUGCGCUUUCAAAGAAAGAACCAGAAGCUCUUCGCUGUUUGACCUCCCUUCAGGAUUGUCUACACACAGUCCAGCUGGUCUUCACCUCAUCCCACAAUCAGCUCAUUGAACAUCUGGGCAUCACAUACCAACAUCAGGAGCUCUCCUCCAACCAGCUGUGUAUUUUGGACGAGUUUGCGGUGGGACAAAGUGAGAUGUUCCCCAGCAUAAAGGAUGCUCCCAGUUUGGAGCAGUGUGUGCUGGGCAGACAUCUGAGGGAGAGUCCAGGGGAAAAAGCCAAGCUACAGAAGGCUUCCCGGUCCUUGCUUCAGGGGAUAACUCGCCUCCUGGAACUGGGUGAAGACUGCAUAACAGAAGGGCAGAUGAGCCAGGUUCACAACCGCAGCCAACUUCAAGCCGUUCUCUGCAGACACAAGAAGCUCCUGCAGGUCCUCAGGUCUCAGUUGGCUUUUGUGCAGCAUCUGUUCCAACGUGAGCCAGAAGCACUCCGGUGUCAAGAGGAUGAGUGGGUACAGUUGGAAGUCAGAGCCAAAGCUUUGCAGCAACAGGCUCUGGAACAGGAAGUGGCUUCUCAAUGGAGGAUCCAGGAGUGGUCCCGGUGGGAGGAUAGUUGUGGUCGGUUGGACAGGCUGCUGGAUGAUCUUGAAGCCUUCAGCAGCAGUGAGGAACCAGAGGGAGACAACGAGAAGUUAGUACAGCACCGACAAGAUGCCUGCCAGCAAACAUUGGUCCAGCUGGAUCAGAGCAGAGCUGCUUUAGGACUGCUCCUGGAUCAGGGGAAGGUGCUGCAAAAAGAGCCAGCGUUUGCUGCCACAGUCAGUCAUGCAGGAGGCGCCCUGGAGCUGCGAUGGCAGAGCGCCUACAGGCGGACAGAGCAGGAGAUUCAACACUGCAGAGAUAUCCAGGACAGCCAGGCCAGAUUCCAGACUGACUUUGACUCAGUCAGUGAAUGGCUGGUUGGUGCCAACAAACAACUGAAGACUUGGUCAAACCUGGCCGACACCUCUGACCUGAACCAGGAGUAUAUUCACAACGAUCUGAUCAAGCUGCUGGACUUCUCCAUGAAGAUUGAAGCCAUGUCAGUGCCAAGGGCGUCUGUAUCCAGGGAAGCUACUCAGCUGCUCCACCUGAAGGACGCUGAUUGUCCCGGGCUGAGAGCUCAGCUCGCCCAGCUGGAGGUCAACUGGAGUCAGCUGACCUCUGACCUGUCCAAGAUACAGGACCGCCUGCAGCAGCGGCUGCUGGCAGCAUGGCCACCAGUGAAGCUGCUGUCUGACCUGGGGGACUGGCUGAAGAAGCUGGAGGCUCGGCUGAGCCGAGAGAAAGAAACAGUCCUCAAGGCCAAAGAUGCUGCUGAGAUCACUGAAAUCCUGCAGCACUACCAGGAGUUAAAGGCAGGCAUGGUGAAUGGACAGCUCCUUCUUGAUUUCCUAUGCCAGUCUGGGCCUCAGGUGGUGGGAGUGGACGCCCAGGCUCUCCGCUCUGAACGUACAAUGUUUGCUGAGAAACUUGGCACCCUCAAACUGCAGUGGUUGCACCUUCAGAGAGAGCUGGAGAGCCAGAGUCGUGAAGCCGAACAGAUGCAUCACACUUGUGCAGACCGAGAGAGGCGGUUACAGCGUCUUCAUGGCUGGAUAGAACAGCAGAAAAAGCAGCUGAAUCAGUGGAAACAGCCCACCAGUCAAACUUUGCCUCGUAAGGCCCUGCUGGAGUUGGAGGCUGUUGUGGGCAGAGUGAAGGAGGUGGCUGCAGCUUUACAGGAGUUGAAAGCCACACGAGUGCAUGUUGAAAAGGAAGAGGAUCACCCUUGUGAUAUCUCCUUCUCUGGCCAGACAGAGAGUGUUUGUCAAGCUUGUUGGGAUCUCAGUAAACAGAUGGAAGCUCUGAGACCAGCUCUACAUCAGACUGUGGAGGAGUGGAGUUGUUUUGAGAGAGAUCUGAGGGAGGUUUCUCUGCACACCACUAGGGUGCGCUGUGCUCUGUGGCAUCAGCCUCUGUUCUCACUAAAGCAAGCAGAAGGAUACAACGACCUCCUCCAGCAACUCCAGAAGAAGGCUGGAAAAGGGGAGGAGCUUUGGGCGUCCUUAGACAAAUCCUAUCAGAGUUUUGUGAAGACUCUUCAUCAUGGAACAGCACAGGCACUGGAUGAUCAAAUGGAAGGAGAGCGAAAACGGUGGAAGGACGUGGUGCAGGAGCUAAAGGACGAGCACAUGAAGACUGGAGAGACAGUUUCCCUCUGGCAGGAGUACGCUCACCUCUCUGAUCAAUGCUCCCUUCACCUGCAAAAACUGUGGCAUCAGUGGGAGGGGUUGUCGAGCUCUUCACCUCAACAGGACACACAGGCCGUGGUUCACUCAGUGGAGCAGUUGCAGGAUGCUGCUGAGGAUUUGCAUAGCAGAGUGGGAGAUGUUCUUGUUGCUUCCAAGCCUCUUAUUGGACGGCUAGAACAACUUGCCGCAAAUUUAAUCCAAUCAGAGACCAGACUGAUGUCACGUGACGUCCUGCUGCUGAGCCAGGCAAUGUCAGGAAAAAAGAAAAGUCUUCAGGAGGAUUUGGAGCAACAGAAGCUAUUUCAUGCUCAACUGGAGGCCCUUGAAAAGCAGUCACAGAACACACAGCACAAACUUAAGGCCAGCUUGAAUGACACAGACUCUGUGGAGCAGGUUCUCUCGGAGCUCAGUGAUCUGUUUCCGUCACUGGUUGACGUCAGGGAGAUGAGUGGCUAUGUGACCCUUAGCAACCAUGACACAGAGAGACUGCAUAUGCUCAGCAGGCAAUGGGUUGAAAGCAUGACUCAUGUGUCUGACAUGAGCAGAGAGCUGCAGGCUGAGCGUCAGCGUUCUCAGAGCUUUCAGGAGAAGUGUAAGAACCUGACGUCUAUCCAGAAGAAGCUUGAGGAGCAAUUAAUGUCCAAAAAACCUGAAAGUUACUCCAGCCUCCAAGAGAUGCUGACCGUCCAUCAGAGGCUUGAGGCUGAAAUUAAUAUUGGACACCAGCUUCUGCAGGGUCUUAUCUGUCAUGCAGUCGAGUCCGUGGAAAAAGAAACAGGAGAGAAAAGAUCUGAACUCUUGGCACAAGUGACCUGUAUGAGGGUGAGUUGGUUCAACUCCGUGGCUCUGGCUAGCCAGCGCAGGUCCUUGACAAAAGAACAACUGGGCCAGUGGAGACUCUACCAUCGUGGCUUGAAACGUUUGUGGAAGCUGUUGAGGGACAUUGACCCCUUGCUGCCCCCUGCUGGACCUGCUCUGUGUACACUGCAUCAGCUACAGAGCUGCAUGGAUGAUUACCAGUGUGUGGAAGACGCUCUGGGUCUGCACUCCACCGUGUACACCCAAACACUGGAUGCUGGCAGACAUUUAUGUGAAACCAUGACAGAGUCGGAGUGUCAGAGCCAACUGCAGUCAGAGCUCCAGGCCAUACAGGAGGCCUGGGAACGAACCACCUCACUGCUGGUGAGGAGAAGAGACCUGGUCAACACAACUGCUCAGAAGUGUUCUCAGUGUCAGGACGGGAUAACCAGCAUCAUGUCUGAACUGGAUGAGCUGAAAACCAUGAUAAAAAAGCUGCUGCUUGAAAGACCACAGGACUCCGAGAACAAGAAACACAUUCAGGAGACGGAGCUCUCUCUGCAGCGUUUGGCCAGUGGAUUGAGGGAAUUGGCCACCAUGAAGACGGACCUGUCCCAGUAUGUCGCGGCCGGUGACUCGGCACUGCUGGAGCAGCAGCUGGAGCAACUCCACGGCCAGUGGGAAGAGCUGUGUAUGAAGGUAUCCCUACGCAGACAAGAAAUCGCAGACCGCCUGAAUGCCUGGACCAUCUUCAAUGACAAGAACAAAGAGUUCUGUGAUUGGCUGACUCAGAUGGAGAACAAGGUGUGCCACAGCGGAGAUCUGAGCAUCGAGGAAAUGGUGGAGAAACUGAAGAAGGACUGCAUGGAGGAAAUUAACUUGUUCAGUGAGAAUAAGAGCCACCUGAAGCAGCUGGGUGAGCAGCUGCUGUUAGCCAGUGACAAGGCCAAGCAGACCCAUGUCCACGGCUCGCUGCUGGAGGUCAACCAGCGCUGGCACAACCUCUUCCACCACAUCGAAGCCAGGGUGAAGAAGCUGAAGGAGACUCUGGUGACGGUGCAGCAGCUGGAUAAGAACAUGAGUAAUCUCCGCUCGUGGCUUUCUCACAUCGAAGCCGAGCUGUCCAGACCCAUCACCUACAGCGUCUGUCACCACCAGGAGAUCCAGAGGAGGCUGGCCGAACAGCAGGAGCUGCAGAGAGACAUUGAGCAGCAUACGGAGGGCGUAGCGUCAGUACUCAGUCUGUGCGACGUUUUGCUGCGGGACGAAGAUGCUGCUGGCGGCACUGAGGUAGAGAGCGACUCCCUGCAGGAGACAAGCCACAGUCUGGACCAGCGCUGGAGGACCAUCUGUGCCAUGGCUCUGGACAGGAGGCUCAGAAUCGAGGAGACGUGGAGACUGUGGUGCAAGUUCCUCGAUGACUACUCACGGUUUGAGGAUUGGCUCAAGAUAGCCGAGCGCACCGCUGCCAACCCCAACUCUGCAGACGUCCUUUAUACGGUCGCCAAGGAGGAGCUCAAGAAGUUCGAGGGUUUCCAAAGGCAGGUUCAUGAGCGGCUGACCCAGCUGGAACUGGUCAAUAACCAGUACCGCCGCCUGGCUAGGGAGAACCGCACUGACCGAGCCAGCCAGCUCAAAGCCAUGGUGCACGAAGGCAACCGGCGCUGGGACACCCUGCACCGCAGAGUGUCUGCCAUCCUCCGCAGACUCAAGUAUUUUACCAGCCAGAGGGAGGAAUUUGAAGGCACCAGGGAGAACAUGCUGGUGUGGCUGACCGAGCUGGACCUGCAGCUCACCAACGUCGAACACUUUUCAGAGAGCAACGUCCAUCACAAGAUACAACAGCUCAAUAGCUUCCAGAAGGAGAUCACCUUAAACACAGAGCGCAUUGACGGGCUGAUAGUGUUUGGAGAGGGUCUGAUCCAGAAGAGCUCACAGCAGGAUGCAGCACUGAUAGAGGACGAGCUGGAGGAGCUGCACUCCUACUGCCAGGAGGUUUUCAGCAGACUGGUCCGCUUCCACCAGCGCCUCAGCCAGCCCCCGAUGAUCAAAGAAGAACCGGAGCUCUCUGGUACCACUUUUUCCUUGGAGUCGAGCUUGGAGCUGAUUGGCCGACCGUGGCUGGGGCGGACCCAAGGAAGCCUCCCGGCCACACCCACCCACCUGCUGGCCCCUCCGCUGGAGCGUUCGGGGCGGGAGACACCGGUGAGCGUGGACUCCCUGCCACUGGAGUGGGACCACACCGGAGACGUAGGAGGGUCAUCGUCACAUGAGGAUGAUGAGGAGGACGAAGAGCAUGAGGAUGCGAUAACUUACUUCAGCGCACUGUCAGAGGUGGAGUUGACUGAGAGCAAGGAGGAAUAUGUCGAUGCCUCUUCACUGGUUUCAAGCAGGCCAAUGGUCGUACAUGAGUCUCCAAGAUGGCGAUCACAGGGAGACGAGGAAACACAGUCUCUCCCGCUGGACUCAGAGGGCCACACCGAGGCUCCACCCACCCUCACCAGCACACCUCUAAAGCAGGGCUAUUUGCGUCUCAUGUCUCAGUGCAGCGGCAGCAUCGAGGACAUUAAAAGAGUCUCACUGAUCCUGGAUGAUGAGGAGCAGCCGGAGAAGCUCGGUCUCACAGGACUGACUGCCUCAGACAAACAGUCAGGUGUGAUUGAACGCUGGGAGCUGCUUCAGGCUCGGUCCAGGAGCGACCAGCACGCUGGCCCUCAGGAGCCUCAACAGCUCACGUCUGAUCUUGAUGACAUCACGUCCUGGUUAGAAAACGUGAUCCCGGAGCUAGAGCGCCUCCGGCAGUCCGACCCAGCAGCCAGUAUUGAGGACAUGGCAGCCAGAGCCAAAGAACUAAAGGAGAUGCAGAAGAUGUUUACUCGCUACAAGUCUAUCAUGCUGUCUGUCAACCUGCUAGCUCAGGAAGCUCCAGAGCUACAGGAGAGACUGGUGGGUAUGAACCAACACUGGAGCCGAGCGUGUACAAGCCUCCAGCAGUGGGACACCAGUCUGAGGAAGACACUGAUGCGCUGCCAGGAGUUCCAUGAAACCCUCCAUUCUCUGCUGCUGUGGCUGGCCCACGCAGAGAGCAAACGCUAUGCGGUGGACAUUAGUCACCCCGACACACCUGUCAGAGCCCUGCAACAACACCGCAAGACGCUCACAGAUCUGCAGGAGGAGCUGCAGGGCAGGCAGACUCAGCAGGCCUCCCUCCAGGCUCUGUGGUCUCAGCUCCAGCCUGAGGACGAGGCUGACGAGAGCGACGAGGCCCAGGAGAAACUCCACGUGACCGGUAGCAAACUGAAGUUGCUGCAGAGGCAGGUGGACCAGGAUCUCAGCACCCUGCAACAGCAUCUGGCUUGUGAAUCUGCAUCAGACGUCCAAGGCCAAAGCACCUCUGCAGAUCCUUCUCAGAAGGCCACAAAUUCAAAGAAAGGGUCAUCUAAUCAAAGAGAGAAGAGGGACUCGUCCCCACCUCGUUCCUUCUUCUCACGGGUCCUUCGUGCUGCCUUCCCCCUCCACCUCCUCCUACUGUUCCUCCUGCUCCUCCCCUGUCUGAUUCCCCUGUCAGAGAGCGACCCCAGCUGUACUGGGGCCAACAACUUCGCCUGGUCCUUCUACCCCAUGUUACACUACACCAACGGCCCACCGCCCACCUGAUACAAAUGUACCUGGGGGUAAAAACAUUUAGCAUUUUUUUUGAGAACACACACCACCUUUUGGUCACACUGAAACACAUGAACAAAUUGUCUAACAUAUAAAAUUUAUAUGUUAAGUUGAUGAAGCGAUUGUCUUCUAAAAAACAUCCAAAGUGCAGAAAUUGUAUUUAAGUGUCUAUUUUUAAAGAUUUGAUCUUAGAGGAGAUUGUAUUUAUUCCAUGAACAAAACCACCCAUUUGUCUCCAUUUCAAUCAGGAAAAACACCACAUGUGAACAGAAAAUGCAGAUAUUUUAGUUUAAUAAUGCAAAGAUCUUGAUGCCAUCCAAGAAAUCAAUCACUGCAUCCUGGAGAUUAAGGAGUUGUGCAGCAGAUAGUGCUGACACUUGUGGAGAGGUAAAGCAGCAUACAUAGACGUGGCAGCAAAGAGGCGUAUAGUAACAGGUAAGAUAGUUUUAAAUAUCCUUCAGCUACUGUAGAAGCCGGGAAACAUAUUCCAUUGGAUAAUAAUGCGAGGUUGAAACCAAGUAAGACAACAAAAUCACUAUUAUUUCUUGCUUGAAAGUGCUCAAGUAUCCAAUUUCACCCUCCAAACACAGUAUAAUCGUGACUUUAUCCGUGGAUUUUCACUAAACAAGUGGCCGCUUAGCUUUUAUCAGAAUUUACAUGUUUAUAUUCAGAUAUCACUCCUGCCACAGUCCUAAUUCUAUGUUGUAAACUGUUGACAUUUUAUUUGUCUAACUUGACCCUGCUAACAAAAAGCAUGCUUUAUCUAUUUUUAUGUUGUUAGACUGAAGUUUAUUUUUUACAACAAGAUACUAGUUAAAUUUGAAUGUAAUCUUUGUAAGGCCAACAGUACAAAAUUAUGGCAGUUUUAUACACAAUUGUAUAAUUUUUUUUCUAGAUGCUUUUUGUCUUGAGUAGAUUGAGCAGACAUUUCCAUGCCUCCCAGUGCACUGUUGAAACACUGUAGAUUUAGCAGGAUGAUGUGUAUGUACAGAAUGUAAUAAUAUAAUACUUAUUUAUAACAAACGGUGGAUUGAUGCUCCUAAUUUUCUUUUAGUAAAAACAGAUUGUCUUCA
Molecule: messenger RNA, 24306 nt
Organism: Siniperca chuatsi (mandarin fish)
Lineage: Eukaryota; Metazoa; Chordata; Actinopteri; Centrarchiformes; Sinipercidae
Product: nesprin-2
Exons: 115
Coding region: 215-23227 (7670 amino acids)
Cellular component (GO): membrane
Molecular function (GO): protein binding
Source: RefSeq, a predicted model, not a curated record